AUGGCUGCAGCUGCACGAGUGACACUUGCUGACAUUUACAGAGCUCACGAGCGAAUACUUCCAUAUAUACACAAAACACCCGUCUUUACAAAUUCUACAUUUGAUAAAUUAAUCGGCAGAAAUGCAUUUUUCAAAGCAGAGAAUCUUCAGAAGACAGGAUCGUUUAAAGCGCGAGGAGCUUUGAAUGCUGUAAUGGCACUUAAGGAGAGAAAUCCUACAGUUGCUGGUGUGGUAACCCACAGUACAGGUAACCAUGGCCAGGCGUUGGCAUGGGCAGCAAGCACUGUAGGCCUUAAAUGUGCAGUUGUUGUACCACGGGACACUCCGCAGGUUAAGAAGGACGCCAUCACAAACUACGGAGCAGAGUUAGUGUUAUGUGAACCUACCCCUCAGUCCAGACAAGAGACAUGUGACAGAGUUGCUAAGGAACAAGGAUUGGAGUUUAUACCCCCGUUUGAUCACCAUGAUGUAAUUGCGGGUCAGGGAACUAUAGCUAUGGAGUUGCUGAAACAAGCACCAGACCUUGAUGCCAUUCUAGUUCCUGUCAGUGGAGGUGGCUUGUCAUCUGGUAUAGCCAUUGCAGCAAAGGCCAUCAAACCGGGCAUCAAAAUAUUUCUUGUGGAGGCUGAGGGCAAGAUGUGUGAGAAGUCCCUGAGAGCAGGUGAGAGACUUUGGCCUAACCCACCCCGAUUUCUUAACACAAUCGCCGACGGGAUCAGGAUGCAACAUCUAGGUCACUUAACGUGGCCGAUACUCUUAGAACUUGCAGAAAAAGAUGUGUUUUCACUCAGUGAUGAGGACAUGAUUAAAGGGAUGAAGUUCACAUUUCAAAGAAUGAAGUUGGUGAUUGAAGCUGCAUCUGGUGCUGCUGUAGCUGCUGCCAUGUCAGACAAGCUUGCAGCCAUGGACAAGGAGAUGAAAAACAUUGGAGUUAUUCUUUGUGGUGGCAAUGUAGAUAUUGAAAAACUACCCUGGUACUAGUAUAGGAUAGUAAUAAUAUACAUAAGUUUUUUAAUGAUAGGUCUGUUUUCUCUGUCUGUCCAGUAAAAUCUGAAAUCAUUUCCACUGUGUUUCAUGUAUGUAAAUCAUAUACUGAAUAGUUAAAUUUUGACAUCAAAAGGCUGGUUCUUAUCAGC
This is a messenger RNA of Ylistrum balloti, 1136 nucleotides long. Its product is annotated as probable serine racemase. NCBI's taxonomy places the organism in Eukaryota, Metazoa, Mollusca, Bivalvia, Pectinida, Pectinidae. Bases 1 to 981 code for a protein of 326 amino acids. The record is from RefSeq and is a predicted model, not a curated record. The transcript is spliced from 9 exons. Gene Ontology annotation, molecular function: serine racemase activity; L-serine ammonia-lyase activity; pyridoxal phosphate binding. Gene Ontology annotation, biological process: L-serine metabolic process; pyruvate biosynthetic process; D-serine biosynthetic process.